GAGAGAAAAUAAAAGGAAGAAGAAAAGCAAAAGCUGCAUCGUCUUCACACGCUUUGGAUUUUCUCUAUUCAUAUUUCUCUCUCAUGUGUCGAAGAGACCACCACCACCAUCAUUUCCUCUCUCUCUCUCUCUCUUUCUCUCUCUCUUUCUCUCUAAACCUCUGAACAUUUUGAGGGUUUGAGCUUUGAUUUCGCACUAUCGACUCACUUUUAUCUUUACAAUAUCUGAAGAUCUUCGCCGAUUCUUCAUCAUUUCCUCAAAUUUUCACUUUUUCUGGUUGUGUUGUCGGCAAAUUUAAUAGGGUUUUGCGAUCUUGUUGCAGAGGUAGAUCGAUCGCAGAGGUGAGGUACUUCACCGUUUACUUGAACUUGAACGAGGCUAAAAAUUCUCUUACUUGAAGAGCAUUGCGAAGUGAGUUGAAGUCUGAGAUAGGUUGAAGAAAUUGAGACAAUUUUACAGUGUUUGGACUCUGAAAUUAUAGGGCUUUGUGGGAAUUUUGUGAAAGUUUUGGGUAUAAUUUCUGUUAAAGUGAUUACUCGUUCAAAGUUGUGUGACUUGGGAGUUUAACAUCAUUGCCAGACAUCUGUUGUGGAUUGUUUCCAAAUUGGGUUAGUUUUGGUGUUGAUAUUGUCGUUGGCGAUUGAUCAAUGAACAGCACUACAGUCUGUUUCGCAAAUUAUGGUCCCCUCCAUUAGGGUUGGCAGAUAAGUCGUGGGUCCUUGUUAAAGUUUGAUUUCUUUUUUUUGGGGAAAAAGGUUAGCUUUUUGAUCUCCCUAAUCUUUAUCCUGUUGGGUCUGGUGAAGCUCAUUCACGCAACCCCUUAGAGCAUAUGUCGCAGAAAAUUCCGGUAUCUCCUUCCCUCCAGGCAAUAAAAUCGUUGCCUGUGGACUUCAGAUUUAUGGGUUCACCAACCCCUCGUCCUUCUGAGAGCUUUGAUGCUGUGAAUCCAAGCAACAGUAACAUGAUCCCCAAUGCCAUUCCUGAAAACGGUGAUGUAGCGCGUGAGGUUGUUGAGGGCAGCGAGGAAGUUAAUAACAACAUGGUUCCAGAUAAUGAUGAAUCACCUUAUAGUAGAUUUAAUGUAACUGUUGAGGCCAGGCCAUCUGUGGGAGAUGAGGAUCUGGAUUUGGCAACUACUCCUUUACGACCGUUUGCCCCAUUGCGUACUGAAUCCAAGUGGAGUGACACCACCCCAUAUUCUGCAAAGAAGAAGCUUCAAUCUUGGAUUCAACUUUCUAAUGGGAACUGGGAGCUGGGGAAGGUACUAUCAACUUCAGGGACUGAAUCUGUUGUAUCACUAUCUGAGGGAAAAGUUUUGAAGGUAAAUUCUGAAAGUCUGUUACCUGCGAAUCCUGAUAUUCUGGAUGGUGUAGAUGAUCUGAUGCAACUAAGUUAUCUUAAUGAACCUUCAGUAUUGUACAAUCUUCAGUAUAGAUACAAUCAGGGUGUUAUUUAUACAAAAGCAGGACCUGUGUUGGUUGCCAUUAAUCCCUUCAAGAAAGUCCGUUUGUAUGGAGAUAAUUAUAUUGAAGCAUAUAAGCGCAAAUCUACUGAGAGCCCACAUGUGUAUGCAAUCACAGAUACAGCCAUUCGGGAAAUGAGACGAGAUGAAGUAAAUCAAUCUAUCAUCAUAAGUGGUGAAAGUGGAGCAGGAAAGACUGAGACGGCAAAGAUAGCAAUGCAAUAUUUGGCUGCACUUGGAGGUGGUAGUGGAAUAGAAUAUGAAAUAUUGAAAACAAAUCCGAUUUUAGAGGCCUUUGGUAAUGCAAAAACAUCAAGAAAUGACAACUCAAGUCGAUUUGGAAAGCUGAUUGAAAUUCACUUCAGUGAAACUGGAAAAAUAUCGGGUGCCAUGAUUCAAACUUUUUUACUUGAGAAGUCUAGAGUAGUCCAAUGUGCGGAAGGGGAAAGGUCAUAUCAUAUAUUUUAUCAACUUUGUGCUGGAGCUCCACUUGCCCUUGGAGAGAAGUUGAAUUUGAAAAGUGCAAAUGAAUAUAAAUACUUGAGGCAAAGCAAUUGCUAUUCAAUUUCUGGGCUUGAUGAUGCUGAACAGUUUCGCAUUGUAAUGGAAGCUCUGGAUAUUGUUCAUGUUAGCAAAGAGGAUCAAGAAAGUGUAUUUAAAAUGCUCACUGCAGUUUUGUGGUUGGGGAAUGUCUCCUUUAUAGUGAUUGAUAAUGAAAACCAUGUUGAACCUGUGGCGGAUGAAGGUCUAACCACUGUUGCUAAUUUGAUUGAGUGUACUGUUGCUGAAUUAAAGCUAGCUUUAUCAACUCGCAAAAUGAGAGUUGGGAAUGAUACUAUUGUUCAAAAGCUAACUCAAUCUCAGGCCAUUGACACAAGAGAUGCUUUAGCAAAAUCAAUAUAUUCUUGUUUGUUUGACUGGCUGGUCGAGCAAAUUAACAAGUCUCUUGCAGUGGGCAAACGUCGUACUGGAAGAUCCAUCAGUAUUCUUGAUAUAUAUGGCUUUGAAUCAUUUGAUAGUAAUAGUUUUGAGCAAUUUUGCAUAAAUUAUGCAAAUGAGAGAUUGCAGCAACACUUCAAUCGUCACUUAUUUAAGUUAGAGCAGGAGGAAUAUAUCCAAGAUGGCAUUGAUUGGGCCAGAGUUGAUUUUGAAGACAACCAAGACUGUUUGAAUCUUUUUGAAAAGAAACCAUUGGGGUUAUUGUCUCUGUUAGAUGAAGAGUCUACCUUCCCAAAUGGUACAGAUUUGACGUUUGCCAACAAGCUUAAGCAGCAUCUAAAUUCCAAUUCUUGUUUUAGGGGAGAACGGGGCAAAGCUUUUAGUGUUUCCCAUUAUGCUGGCGAGGUUAUGUAUGACACAAGUGGGUUUCUGGAGAAGAAUCGUGAUUUAUUACACUUGGAUACCAUUCAACUAUUAUCCUCUUGCAAAUGCCACCUUCCUCAGGUAUUUGCAUCGUCUUUGCUUGCUCAAUCUGAGAAGCCUGUUGUUGGUGCACUAUAUAAAUCAGGUGGAGCAGACUCCCAAAAGUUAAGUGUUGCAGCAAAAUUUAAGGGCCAAUUGUUCCAAUUAAUGCAACGUUUAGAGAGUACAACACCACAUUUCAUUCGUUGUAUCAAACCCAACAACGUUCAAUCUCCUGGAAUGUAUGAACAAGAACUUGUGCUGCAGCAGCUAAGAUGCUGUGGGGUCCUAGAAGUUGUUCGAAUAUCAAGAUCUGGCUUUCCUACCAGGAUGACUCAUCAAAAGUUUGCCAGAAGGUAUGGUUUUCUUUUACUGGACAAUGUUGCAUCGCAAGACCCACUAAGUGUUUCAGUUGCAAUUCUUCAUCAGUUCAAUAUUUUGCCUGAGAUGUAUCAAGUUGGCUACACAAAAUUGUUUUUCCGCACUGGCCAGAUUGGUGUGCUGGAGGAUACAAGAAACUGUACUCUCCAUGGUAUCUUACGCGUUCAAAGCUGUUUUAGAGGUCACCAAGCUCGUCGUUACCUCAAGGAACUGAAGAGGGGAAUUGCCACCCUUCAAUCAUUUGUCCGAGGUAAGAAAACUAGGAAAGAAUAUGCAGUCCUGCUACAGAAGCAUAGAGCUGCUGUGAUCAUACAAAAGCAAGUGAAAAGCAGGAUUGACAGAAAAAGAUUUGUAGAUGUUUGUGAUGCAUCAAUUCGAAUACAAUCAGUUAUUCGGGGCUGGUUAGUUAGAAGAUGCUCAGGAGACAUAGCAUUACUGCAAUUUGGUGGCAGAAAGGGUAAUGAGUCAGAUGAGGUGUUGGUGAAGUCAUCGUUCCUUGCUGAGCUACAACGCCGAGUUCUUAAAGCCGAGGCAGCUCUAAGAGAGAAAGAAGAGGAGAACGAUAUCCUCCACCAACGGCUCCAACAGUAUGAGAAUCGAUGGUCCGAAUACGAGUUGAAAAUGAAGUCCAUGGAAGAAGUCUGGCAGAAACAAAUGAGAUCGCUCCAGUCCAGCCUUUCCAUUGCGAAGAAGAGCCUUGCGAUUGAGGAUUCCGAGAGAAAUUCUGACGCAUCAGUCAACCUCAAUGAUGACAGCUGGGAGACUGGAAGCAACUUCAGGGGUCCUGAGAACAAUGGGCUGAGACCGAUGAGUGCGGGCCUGAGUGUGAUAAGUCGGUUGGCUGAAGAAUUUGAACAGAGGAGUCAAGUGUUCGGUGAUGAUGCUAAGUUCUUGGUGGAGGUAAAGUCGGGUCAGGUCGAGGCAAAUUUGAACCCGGAUCGUGAGCUUCGGAGAUUGAAACAGAUGUUUGAAGCGUGGAAGAAGGAUUAUGGGACAAGACUAAGGGAAACAAAGGUAAUUCUGAACAAGCUUGGAAGCGAAGAAGGGGUUAGUGAUAAGGCUAGAAAGAAGUGGUGGGGAAGAAGGAAUAGCUCGCGGAUAAAUUAAAAUCAGUAGUACAUCCAUACUUUUUACUGAGGUUGCAACUGUGUCAUUGUAUGCCUCUUUCGUGGCUUUUGAUUUUGCAUUAAGUUCCAAGAAUUGAUGUGUACCACGAUAGAUGAGUGGGUGCACAUUGAAGAAUCCUAGCGAUUCAAAUAUGUAUAUCAUUUUUUAUUUUUAUUUUUAUUUUUAUUUAAAAAAAAAAAAAUUGUGUCGUGUGAGCUCGGGGUGGGAUGAGCAGUUUUGUGACUCUUCCUGGCUAGUAAGGCUGGUCCGGUUUGUAAAAGAUUUCAAUCUAUUUGUGUAGAAAAUCAAGAUAUAUAUAGUUGGUCAAUGAUAUCAUUUGUUUUGAA
Messenger RNA from Camellia sinensis, 4698 nucleotides. NCBI's taxonomy places the organism in Eukaryota, Viridiplantae, Streptophyta, Magnoliopsida, Ericales, Theaceae. The record is from RefSeq and is a predicted model, not a curated record.